Harmonia axyridis is the source of this 1623-nucleotide messenger RNA. RefSeq lists its product as uncharacterized. Bases 30 to 1031 code for a protein of 333 amino acids. The transcript has 2 exons. NCBI's taxonomy places the organism in Eukaryota, Metazoa, Arthropoda, Insecta, Coleoptera, Coccinellidae. The record is from RefSeq and is a predicted model, not a curated record.
CGUAGAGUUCGUCAACGAAACCAGACGUUAUGGAUAAUCGAUCGCGUAUUGAUCCGUCUAAGUGCGGCGGAUGUAAAAAUUCCGUUGUAAAAUGUGGUGCAAAGUGCAAGAUUUGUACCAAAAUGUUUCACCGAAGUUGUGCCCAAAAGAUGAAAAGAUGUUGUGAUGAAGAGAUAACAUUUGUUAAUAUCAGUAUUAAAUCCAGUGAAGAUGACAUACUUGAGAGUGUUAAUAAUAUAGAAAUCACAGGAAACUCUUCUCAUCAGGAUCUUUUAUUGAAAAUAAUUCAUGAACUUGAGAGCAAAAAUCGUCUCUUAGAAGAAAACACAGUAUUAUUAAAAUACAAAAUUUCUGUUUUGGAAAAUGUAAUUUCGAUAAAAGAUAAAAUAUGUAGCCGAUGUGAUAAGGAAAAUGAUAACAUUCAUGUAAAUCAAGAUGUUGUGGCCGAUAGCGAUAUUACUCAUGCAGCGAAUCCAAUAAUUAAAGAUAACAUUUCAUCUGGAGAUUCCUUGAAGACCUCGAAUUCAACAAAUACAGGGUGUCCCCAACGUCAGCGCGAGAAAAUUACUCUCCAUGAGAUGAACAUUGCUGUUGCUGAUGCUGAAGGCAAGAUUAAAAGUUCCAUCAACAAUACAUCUAGUGGCUCGAAAAUAAAUGAAUGGAGGACGGUGCCUCCUAGAAAAUCCUCGAGGAGGAAUCGUUCGGCAUUGGUUGUUGGAAGAUCUGCUGAAUCUUCUACAGUUCUCGGAAUCGAAAAAAAGAGGGCUCUACAUGUUUCUAGGCUCAGACCUGAUACUUCCACUGAUGACCUUAAAGCAUUCCUGAAUAAGAACUUUCCAAGUGUUGAAUGUGAAAAAAUACAAUCUAGAUAUCCCGAAUCAUAUGCUUCCUUCAAAGUACUAAUACCUAUCACUGAAUUUGACAAAGUCAAGAAUGCUGACAAUUGGCCCAAAAAUGCUAGUGUUAAUUAUUUUUUCCUGAACCGAAACAGGAAAUACAAAGAUAUAAUGAAUCCGAUUCAUUCAGAGUGAUGCAUGUUAAUGUUCAAUCCAUAUGCAACAAAAUAGUCAACUUGGAGUUGCUCCUUGCGGAAGAGCGUCCAUCAAUUGUUAGUAUUGUCGAGCAUUGGUGCAGCGCCGAAAAAUUAAGUUCCUACUGUAUAUAUGGUUAUGUACAAGCAGCGUCAUACUGCCGCCUCAAUUAUGGACAUGGUGGUACUGUUCUUCUUGUUAGAGCUGACCUAUUGAUCCCCAAAUGAAAUAAAUAAGAACUGGAUAAAUGAUGAGAUUAAGAAAUUCAGUAUAAAUUUGAAAAAUUUGAAUUGGCUCAACAAAAAUUUGAGAUCGAGUGAAUCAUUUGGAAUUUACAAGCAAGCUAAGACUAAUUUUAGGAAUUUGUUAACAAAAACAAAAUGUGAAUUUUAUCAAAAUGCCAUUAAUUCAUCCACGAAUAAAACUAAAACUGUUUGGAACUUGGUCAAUAGGGAAUUAUGUAGGAGAGGUGCCUCAAAUAAUACUAUAGGUCUGAGUAUAGAUGGAACAUCCUAUACUGAGCCUUCUGUUGUUGCUAAUAUAUUUGCAAAUUAUUUCAGUUCCAUUGCGCAGGUCAGUAUAUUGAAUCACU